Messenger RNA from Cyclocybe aegerita, 1167 nucleotides. The record is from the annotation of a GenBank genome assembly. Lineage: Eukaryota; Fungi; Basidiomycota; Agaricomycetes; Agaricales; Hemipholiotaceae.
AUGUAUGCUUGUGCAAAACAACUUGGAAGAAAAAUUAUUCGUGGGACUGUGACCGAUGGACACAACUGGAUUUUCCUCGUCCUUAAAAUGAACCCUAAUGACGACGGCGCCGUAUAUGCUCAGUCUUUGCGACGGACUCGGCUCAUGACCGUAGUUCCUCCUGGUGACGAAGAAAUUUCACGCACAAUGAGUGAUGUGAUCGCUGGAAUAAUCACAUAUUGGCUCUCUGUCCCCGAAGUUAACCCUUUAACACACCUCGCACACCCCACAUUCGUAGACCAGGCCAUGAGUGACUUGUCUGUGCCGCACGAGCUAAACACAGACGAGCAUAAGGCCAUCGUCACCCAUCUAAAGAGCCUGGAAGAAUCCGACUGCGGGGAGGAGGGAAUGCGCUGUUUCCCACUCAGUCUACCAGGAAGGCCCCCGUUGUUCAUCAAACACUCUUACUACGACAUCUUGGCCGAGGCCAACACCCAAAAUUUCUUUUACCUGCUUGCCAAGGACGACGCAUCAGCCCCUCGAAUCCCCAGAGUUUUAGAUGCUUUCUCCUCUGAUGAAGGUGACUGUUUCGUGGUAAUGGAGAAGAUAGAUGCACAGACGUUGGGUGACUGCGGCAUACCAGAAGCAGAAGCCGUAGACCUUGCUGCCUUUGCGGUGAAAUGGCUUCAAGACCAGCUGUCUUCGGUCCCUGACACAGUUUUCGGGAGGAUUUCCUUCGAGGAGGCUCCUGUGUGGCACCAAUUCUUUAAAGACCAUCAACCGCCGGGAGUCUUCGCCAACCCCAAGCAGCUUGCUGAAUACGUCUCAGAGGCGUCUCAGCGCUGCCGACCGAAAGAGCGACGGUUAUCCAUUAAUCAGGUCUUGGCCCUUUUCGGGGACGAUCGUCAAAUUUACCACUGUGACAUCAAGAAGGAGAACUUCCUCCUCAACUCAAAAGGAGUCUGGAUCAUCGACUUUCAGCACAUCGGCGUGCUCCCGCAGGUCUUCCAGACUUACGCCUUCUUCAACAUUGGCGAACCCUUUGCCGCCAAGGUUGGCAGAAAGCUUGGCUAUCGACCUUCGAGAACUGCCAACGCGAUGGUACCGAUCUCGGGCGUACUUCGGCAGUGUGGCGUGAUUCCCAUACCGAAAUUGACUAGCAGGCAUACAUUGCAAGGGAAGUCCUAG